Molecule: messenger RNA, 876 nt
Organism: Nymphalis io (European peacock)
Lineage: Eukaryota; Metazoa; Arthropoda; Insecta; Lepidoptera; Nymphalidae
Gene: Rnf146
Product: E3 ubiquitin-protein ligase RNF146-B
Exons: 7
Coding region: 87-860 (257 amino acids)
Biological process (GO): ubiquitin-dependent protein catabolic process; Wnt signaling pathway
Cellular component (GO): nucleus; cytoplasm
Molecular function (GO): zinc ion binding; poly-ADP-D-ribose binding; ubiquitin protein ligase activity
Source: RefSeq, a predicted model, not a curated record
UCUGUCUACGGCCUACCCAUUUUAUUAUAUACUCUGUGACUUCUGAGUUAUGCUCUCUGAGUAAAAUUGUUCUGACUUCUUUGGUCAUGCUCCAACUAUCAGUCUGUCAGAAAAUAAGAAAUUGUGAAGCGUAUGUACUUUCGAAAAUGGAUAAAGAUAGCCAAGAACAAGAUUGUGCUAUUUGCUUACAAAAAUAUCAUCACCCAACACGAUUACCCUGUGGCCAUAUCUUCUGUUUUCUCUGUGUUAAAGGCAUUGCAAUACAGAGCAAAAAAUGUGCCAUGUGUCGUAUGGAAAUACCACAUGAUUAUUUUGACCAUCCAGAUUUGAUAGAAAAGUUGGGUCUUGAAGAAAUAGCUUCUGAAGGUGAUACUGAAAAAUAUCAGUGGUACUAUGAAGGGCGAAAUGGAUGGUGGAAAUAUGAUGAGAGAAGUAAUAUGGAUUUAGAAAAUAUGUAUAGCUCUGGUGAGACUGAAUGCUUAUUAUUGCUAGCAGGCACAAUAUACUGUGUUGAUUUUCAUAACAUGAUACAAAUACGUCGCAGUGACCCUACUAAACGCCGCAGAGUAAAAAGAGAUAUACCAACCUUGCCCUCCAAAGGUAUUGCAGGGAUAAAAAAAGUUGAGCUAAGUCACACAGAAGUAUUAGAUUCUAAUCAUGAAAAUUCAGAGAGUAAUGAAAAUGAAGAAGGUAUUCAAGUUGGAAGUCCCAAUUUAGUUCCUGGUAACUACAGUACAAAUACACCAACUUCACCCAUAUCAGUUGAUGAUCUUAUUGACAAUCUAAGGCAGAUUGAUUUACAUCCAGAUGAUCCUUUGAGUACAGAACAAGAUGUGACACAAAACUCAGCAGACACUUGACUAAUAUAAAAGAGUA